Mobula hypostoma (lesser devil ray) is the source of this 2218-nucleotide messenger RNA. It is a transcript of the gene psap, whose product is annotated as prosaposin. Gene Ontology annotation, biological process: sphingolipid metabolic process. The transcript has 15 exons. Bases 117 to 1742 code for a protein of 541 amino acids. Gene Ontology annotation, cellular component: lysosome. The record is from RefSeq and is a predicted model, not a curated record. Lineage: Eukaryota; Metazoa; Chordata; Chondrichthyes; Myliobatiformes; Myliobatidae.
GCGGGACGGCCCGCUCCGCCUGCACUGGGAGGCGGGUCUGCGGGCGGUCUGCCCCGCCGGAAGGGGCGCUGCCGUGGCUCAGCUGAUGAUCACACUAUCGGGACUCGGGCGGAGAGAUGGCGGCGCUUCUGAUUGCAGUCCUGUGUCUUGGCGCAGCUGUGGCCAAACCUUUCUCAGGACAGGAACGAUGUGUGGAAGGGCCACCAUUUUGGUGUCAGGAUAUAAAAACUGCUUCAGAGUGUGGAGCUGUAAAGCACUGUCAGCAGAAUGUUUGGAGACAACCAACUGUGAAAAGUGCCGCUUGUGAUCUGUGCAAGGAUGUUAUGACUGUGUUGGGAGAUCUUCUGAGGGACAACACUACUGAGUCGGAAGUGCGAAGUUACCUUGCCAAAGCCUGUGGCAUGAUUCCAGAUGCAACCAUGAAAACACGUUGCAAUGAAUUAGUAGAUGACUAUUUACCAAUCAUCUUGGAUAUCCUCAAUGAAGAACUGGAAAAUCCCGAAGUCGUUUGCACUGCUUUACACUUGUGCCAGACGCUCCAAGCAACACUUAAUGGAAAGGAUAUUAUCUCCAAUGAAAUUCCAGAGGUGGACAUGUCCAAAAUAGUCUCUCCUUUCAUUGCAAAUGUUCCUCUACUACUUUACCCGCAGCAGACUGUCAAACCAAAGCAGGGUGAAUUCUAUAGUCCUGACGAAGGGUCUCGGCCUGAAACGUCGACUGCACCUCUUCCUACAGAUGCUGCUUGGCCUGCUGCGUUCACCAGCAACUUUGAUAGCAAUGAUGACGUCUGUCUCAACUGUAAUCAGUUCAUCAGCAAUAUUCAAACUACUAUGAAAGAGAAUGUGGACUUCCAGAAUGAACUCAUUACUCACAUAAAGAAACAGUGUAAUGUGGGACCUGGUUUAACAGAACUGUGUGAGAAGUACAUCGCCUUGCAAGGACCACAAGUGGCUGAGAUAUUAAUGCAGAGAAGUGCAGAAGAGAUUUGUACUGCAACUGGAUUCUGCGACAAAGCAACCACAGUUCCAAUGCAGGUCCUUCAGGAACCUAUUGUUCACCCUGUGCAGAAGAAUGAAGGGCUGGAAGCAGGAUCACCUGGCUGUGCAAUCUGUGAAUUUGCCAUGACUGAAAUCAAGAAACUUCUCCAGGAGAAUACAACUGAGGAGGCGAUCACUGAUGCUCUGAUAAAAGUAUGCUCCAUUCUGCCAGUCACUGUUAAAAGUGAAUGCGAAGAAUUUGUCAAUGUUUACGGGAAAGCUGUGGAGGAACUUCUUUUGCAGGAAUUGGACCCUGUCCUUGUAUGCAGAGUCAUUGGUCUGUGCAAGCAGGCGGAAGAGACAGCUCUGGGCUCUCAGAAAGCCAAACCAGAACAACUGCAAUCAGGCGCUUUGUGUAAAAUCUGCAAGACUAUGGUACAAAUGUUGGAUACUUUGCUGGAAAAGAAAAGGACAGUGGCAGAGAUCGAGGCUGCGCUGGACAAAGUCUGUUCCUUGCUCCCAGAACCGAUGCAGGAUGAGUGUGAUGAUCUAGUAGCUCAGUAUGGAGCACUUUUAAUUCAAGUCCUGCUGCAGAGUUUGGAUCCAGACUUUGUCUGCAAAAAUAUCGGAGCUUGCACAGAAGUAAAAGAACAUCUCUUAGGAGCAAAUAAAUGUAUCUGGGGCCCAUCCUAUUGGUGUAAGAAUAUGGAAACUGCAAACCAGUGCAAUGCGGUUGAACACUGCAAGCGUCAUAUCUGGAACUGAAAGGGAUGAAUUGCUGGAUAAAUGCAGUGAUGAUUUUAAACAAAUUUUUUUCAGUUUAGUUUGCAAUAUAUGCUUGAGCAUUACGUAGAAAUAUGUUUGUUGUAACAAUCUCAAAGUUUGCUUAAUCCAUGUUUCUCUCUGGUGAAUGGUUGUAUCUGUGAGGUCUAUCUAACUUUGAACAUUAGUUAUGUAUUGCACUGCAGGAGAUGGAGGAAUAAAGUUAAUUCCUCACCUGGGCUUGAGUCUACAGGAGAAACUACAGCAAAGGUUGUCCCUCAGCUGUAAGAAUUAAUGUAAAAAUUUUUGGUGUUCAAUUCAGGUAAUGCUAAUAAUGAAGUGACUGCUGGAUUUUGCUUCAAUUAAUACGCAAGUACUGUAGUCUGAAGGACCUAAUGUUUGCUAAUCAUUAGUUUGUUGUAAAAUAUUUGAUAAAUAUGUACAAAUUGGUUUGUCAAUAAAUCCUGUUUUAAUUUUCA